AUGGAGUCUUCUUCUGACAAUAGCUUUGCUUGGACGGAUACUUCAACUGACAGUGUAAACAGUACUUCAAUGGCGACUAAUGCGUUCAAUGUGAACGACUCAUGUAAAUCCGAUAGACGAGUUAAGAAAAAAAAAGAAAAUUUAUCCAGGAUAAAUGAAUCUAUUGAUUUAAAAGCUGAGACGGAUAUAAAACAGGAAGCUAAUUUCAGUAGUAUUAAGAAUUGUAUUAAGGUAGAGCCAGAUAGUGUGGACGGUUUUAAAAAGAAAAAGAGAAACAAACAUUUAGAAUGCAAUGGCACCAAGAUUGAGUCACAAGACUCUGCAUCAUAUGACGAGACAUAUCUCAACAUGAAGGUCAAAUUAGAAGAGACUUCAGUUGUGUCUUCUCAGAAACAUAAACAGAAGAAACGAAAACACAGUUCAAGUGUAGAUUCAAAUUCAACAACUUCCAACUGUGAAGUAAAUCAUGAGCAUACUUUGAAUCAAGAAAGUGAAGUUGACACUACACCGCCGAAAUCAAAGAAAAUCAAGAAACUUAAAAAAGAAGACAGCAGCAAUAAUCACGAUGAAAUGUAUUCACCAGACCUAAAUCUUAGUCUACAGGAUGAAACAUUUAGCAAUAAUGAAAGUAACUAUAACAACUGUUCUGUUAUUGAGAAUAAUACACUACAGGACGGUAGUGAUGAAGAAAGUAAUGAUGAAAUAUCUGCAAUUAAAUGUGAUGAUAGCCAUGUCAUCCACGCUAUAUCAUUCAUCGACAAGGGUUUAGAAAAAUCUAAAUCACAAACUAAAAGAAUAUCUGAUAGAAUACGCUUUGAGGAUGAUAAUGAUUCUACACUUAAUGAAUCAAGUCCGGAAGAAGAUGAACAUUCCUCUGAAUAUAGUAAAAAGCCAUUAAUAUUGAAGAAGGUGUUGAAAAACAACCCUAAUUUAAAACAAGUUCUUCAGUCAUUUAAACAAAAUACUCAAUGCAUCAACCAAAAUGAUGAAAUAUGGAUUCUUAAGUGUCCUAGAGAAAUUAACAUUUCAGAUUUUACUAAUACUACUUUAAAUAUUCAUGGAAAAUGCAAGGUAAAGUUGGCUGGCCAAACUUACGAAGGCACUGUCGAAGAAGAACAAUCAGAUGCAUUGUCACUCCUGGCUCUAGAUCAUAACAAACUUAAAAUUAAGACUAUAUCACCCAAUGGGGCUAUUACCUUACGUAAGAGGAUCCCAAAGGCACAUUUCCGUGAUGAUAAUAUAAUGGUAAACAAUCAAAUUAACUUCAUACCACUGCCAGAAACUAAAUGUCGUCAUCCUCUAUUUGGGUCUGAUUAUAAAAAGUCUUUAAAAAUACCGGCAGCUAUAUCAGAACGUCUAAAUACGCAAGCCAAUGAAGAAAUUGUAAAAACGGAAAAGAGAAAGAAAAAAAAAGACAAUAAAAAUGACAAUAAAGCUUCACAGAUUGAUUUGCAAGAACUAAGUGUCUUUGAGAUGAAAUCAGAACCUGGUUUGCCUGCAGAAGUAAGAGAAAAGAAAAAAAAGAAACGCAAACUUCUUGAUGAUGAAGGUCCUGCAAAAAAGAAAGCAAAGCGUGUCAAAACUGAUCCCGAGUCAGCAGAAGCAUGGGAAUCAGAGAAAGCUAUAGAAGAAAAUUUAUUUAACUUUUGA
Molecule: messenger RNA, 1650 nt
Organism: Spodoptera littoralis (African cotton leafworm)
Lineage: Eukaryota; Metazoa; Arthropoda; Insecta; Lepidoptera; Noctuidae
Source: the annotation of a GenBank genome assembly